This is a messenger RNA of Lathyrus sativus (Indian pea), 654 nucleotides long. The record is from the annotation of a GenBank genome assembly. NCBI's taxonomy places the organism in Eukaryota, Viridiplantae, Streptophyta, Magnoliopsida, Fabales, Fabaceae.
AUGACCUUCAUUCAUGGUCAUCUUCCUCUUGCUGUUUCUUCUCAAACUCACACUAACACCAUUCCCAAAUUACCAAACCUCACACCCAAAUUCAUUCCAAAUCUCUUCUCUCUAGCCAUUGCCAUAACAUUAACCUCUCCUCUACCUUCUCAUGCAAUCCCUUCCCUCAAUUCUUCUAAACCCCCUCCAAUCUCUCUCACCACCCCCUUUUCUCAAUCAAAGAGCUUGCAACUUGGACUAGAAAAUGGAAAAAUUCGGCCUUGUCCAUCGACCAAUCCGGGUUGUGUAUCAACAAAUCCUAAGUCAUCGUCUUUUGAUUUUCCUUGGACGAUUCCAGAAAAUUCAGUGGAUAAUGCUAUCCAGAGAUUACGUGAAGCAAUUCUAGAGACUCAGAAAAACGUCAAAUUUCAGCCCGUGGAAGAUACUCCAAAUGGGCAAUAUCUGCAAGCUGAAGUUGAUGGAAAAUUCGAUAGAGAUGUACUUGAGUUUCUGGUGAAAGGUGAUGUGGUUGCUUACAGGUGUAUGGCAGCAAAAGUAACUUAUGUAUACCCUUUCACUACUGCAUUUGGAGAUUCAAAGGGUCAAGAAGCAAGACUCAAGCAAAUUAAUGACCAAUUGGGCUGGUAUUCUCCCAGUUUUGAUUCCAUGGAGUAG